AUGUCGUUUGGUUCAAAAAAAUUUAGAUCUAAGAGGGAGCAACUGGCGUAUGAUGCGUCACUAGCAGGGAAGUAUUACAAGCGCCUGAAAGGUAAUCCUUUUUUAUACUUUGGUUUACCGUUUUUGGGGAUGAUGGUAAUUAGUUCAUACUGGUUAGCUGGGUUCACUGCCAUUAAAUAUGAGAGGGACGAUAGACACGUUCAAGAGAUGAACGAGGAAGAAUUAACAAAGCUCAUAAAGAAUAGAAGGAAAUUUGAUAUUAAGGAUGAGUUUUACCGCCUACAGGGGUUAGCUGAAGAAGACUGGGAACCAAAAAGAGUGGAAAGGUUAGACGACGAAUCAGAAAACGUUUGGUAG
Kazachstania africana CBS 2517 is the source of this 357-nucleotide messenger RNA. RefSeq names its product Cox16p (gene COX16). The record is from RefSeq and is a predicted model, not a curated record. Gene Ontology annotation, biological process: mitochondrial respiratory chain complex IV assembly. Bases 1 to 357 code for a protein of 118 amino acids. Gene Ontology annotation, cellular component: mitochondrial inner membrane. NCBI's taxonomy places the organism in Eukaryota, Fungi, Ascomycota, Saccharomycetes, Saccharomycetales, Saccharomycetaceae. The transcript has a single exon.